CCAAUAGAUAGCGCUAAAGAUACAUAGAAUAUGUAUCUGUUUACAAUAAGAAUUUUAAAUUUAUACAUUUGAUAAAUUUAACUUAAAAAAUGAAAGUGAAAAAAGCUGUAAAAGCAUCAUCGUCUUCCGAGUCCGAUUCGGAAUAUAAUUCAUCAGACGAAGAAUUGAGGCAAGCUUUUGCAGAAGGUUUAUUAAAACCUGGUCUAAAUGUAGUUGAAAAAAAUAAAAAAACACCAAAAAAUUGCGUUUCUCUUAUGAAAAAGAAGCUAGAAGAAAUUAAAUUGAAUUUACCAUGGAUUGAAAGAUUAGACUUGACUAAUGCACCAGCACCUUUAGCGCCAGAAUUGGCAUUGCAAAUGCAAGAACAAGAAGAUAGACGUGCGAAGCAAUUGAAAGGGAAUAAAAAAUUACCUCAAUAUGAUCCAGCAGAUGAUCCUGUUCUAAAUGAUUUUCGUAGAGAAACGAUGUUUCAUAGACAGGCACAAGCUGCUGUUAUGGAGGGUAUUGCCCGAUUAAAGAAACUUGGUAUUCCAACAACUAGACCAGACGAUUAUUUUGCUGAAAUGGCAAAAUCGGAUGCUCAUAUGCAUAAGGUCAGAGAAAACCUAAUGAAACAACAGACAAUAGCGCAAAGAUCAGAAAAGGUUAGGCAAUUGAGACAACAGAGGAAAAUAGGAAAACAAAUGCAAAUAGAAGCAACUUUGAAAAAACAUGCAGAAAAGAGAAAAUUAUUAGAAGAGGUCAAAAAGUAUCGUAAAGGUGUGAGAAAAGAUCUUGAUUUCUUAGAAGAUAAACAGAAACCUCAAGGCAAAGCAGUGGAUCAAAAAGCAGCAGCAAAACGUAAAAUGAGGGAUGCCAAAUUUGGUUUUGGUGGUAAAAAAAGAGGUAGCAAAAAAAACACAAGGGCAAGUUCCGCAGAUGUGUCAGAAUAUAAAAGACCUUCACUACCAGGAAAAGAUUCGAAGAAAAAAAAAGGAAAAUCAAAGCAGAGAUUAGGAAAAAGUCGUAGGAUACAGAUGAAAGCAAAGAAAAAACGUUAAUAGCGAUAAAUUAAUUGAC
Messenger RNA from Apis mellifera (honey bee), 1059 nucleotides. Its product is annotated as probable rRNA-processing protein EBP2 homolog. Gene Ontology annotation, biological process: rRNA processing; ribosomal large subunit biogenesis. Lineage: Eukaryota; Metazoa; Arthropoda; Insecta; Hymenoptera; Apidae. The transcript has 3 exons. The record is from RefSeq and is a predicted model, not a curated record. Gene Ontology annotation, cellular component: nuclear periphery; preribosome, large subunit precursor; nucleolus. The coding region runs from base 90 to 1040 and encodes 316 amino acids.